Molecule: messenger RNA, 612 nt
Organism: Aspergillus neoniger CBS 115656
Lineage: Eukaryota; Fungi; Ascomycota; Eurotiomycetes; Eurotiales; Aspergillaceae
Exons: 5
Coding region: 1-408 (135 amino acids)
Source: RefSeq, a predicted model, not a curated record
AUGAAGCUCACCACCCUCCUAACAACAACCCUCUGGGCCACCACCGCCCUCGCCGCAGCCAAACCCCUCAUAGAGAAACGCGACCUUGCCACCGCAGCAGCAACACCCGCAACAUCAGCAGCAGCAAUGCACACCCCCAACGCCGCAGCAUCAUCUACACCCAGUUCUCGUGCGUCGGCAAGUGCCUCUGCCUCUUCGUCGGGUGCUUCGGCGCAAUAUGAGACGAGUAAUAAUGACGACGACGACGAUGAUUACGAUAAUGAGGAUCACGACGAUGAUGAUGAUGGAAAGGAUCCUAAGGGUGAUGAUGAUGGUGGGGAUAAGGGCGGGGAUGAUCAGGAUAAGAGUGAUCCAUUUGAUUUCUUGUCGGGGAUUUUGGGAUUGCUUGGUGGUUUGGGUCUGCGGUAAACUGAUCGACACGGACAGUCAAAUUCUACUCUGUCUUAGGGCACAGUUUUCGGUUCUAUAUUCUGUCUUGUCCUAUUGAUGAUUAUUGCUUCUUCUGAUGUGGUGAAUGGCGGAGGUGUUCAUAGGUUAUUUCUUUAUGUCUGUUUCAUCUGAUUUGCUUGGAUGUGGUUCAAUGUUGGUCAGUUAGGGCUCGCUGUAUCUGUG